AUGUUAACGGCACAGAGCUACUGGGAGGUCCCCGAUGGGAACCUCAGCAGUUUUGCGCAGACAUUUACAAAUGGAAACACAAUCGAUAUUGCCUGGCUGGGCUGGGCAGCGCUCUGGCUGGAGGAGUAUCUCAACAGUGUGUCGGUGAAUGAUUUAUGGGUGACUUCGUACAACUACGCCGAGGUGGAAUACGCUCAGUUGGUAGCAGAAAACCUGGAUAUAUCGACUGCUGGAUCGUACAGUUGGUUGAUCAACAUCACCGAGACUGGCCUGUCCUCGACGGCGGAAUAUGUGUUGCGCUUCAAGAACCCAGCCUCUCCACGGACGGACUACAACGAGACGACCGACCAGAUUUCCUCCAAGGGGUUUAUCAUUUUGGAGGAUUCAACAUCUACAUCAACAUCAACAUCUACAUCUACAUCAACACAUACAUCAACAUAUGCAUCUACAUCUACAUCUACACAGACAGCUACAACUACCUCUACAACACCAACACAUACAGAGACAGCAGCAGCAGCAGCAGCAGCAACAAGCACAGCCACGCUGAGCACUGGCGUCAAGGCAGGGAUUGGAGUUGCAGCAGGCGCAGUUUUGAUCCUCAUCGCUGUCCUGUUCUUCCUCAAGCGAAAGCCUGCCGUUCCCCCGCCUGAAUACACGUACGAGAAGCCAGAGUUGCCAGUUGAUAUGAAAGAAGCAGAUGGACAUGUUCAAGAAUUGCCGGUUAUGCAACACAUGCCAGAACUGCCAGGUAUAGCUCAUCUCGCCGAGUUACCGCCGCAGAGUGUAGUAGAAUUGGCAUGA
Messenger RNA from Penicilliopsis zonata CBS 506.65, 801 nucleotides. RefSeq lists its product as hypothetical. The record is from RefSeq and is a predicted model, not a curated record. The coding region runs from base 1 to 801 and encodes 266 amino acids. Lineage: Eukaryota; Fungi; Ascomycota; Eurotiomycetes; Eurotiales; Aspergillaceae. The transcript is spliced from 2 exons.